UCAGCAAGACGACACAAGCGUCGAAGCCUGGUUUCAGAUAAGACUAUAUGACUGCUAUCAAGCUUCCUUAAUUAACAAUAUUAAAACUCUGAAGCUUCCGGGAAUAUGAGCUCACACACACCCCGUCCCCCACUCGCGCGCGCACACACACACACACACACACACACACACACACACACGCACCCACACCCACACACACACACAAAUGAAAGAGAAAGUAUAAUUUCUCUUGGUUUUGACUCGACGAUAUCUCGGCCAUUUCGAGAUUUCGAAUAGCUACUUAUCAAUUCAUUAAAUACUUAAAAGAAAAUCAGAAAUAUGCUCUUCAUCAGAAAGGUUUACGUCAUGAGAUGUUUUCCGGUUAUCUUCGGGUUGAUCAGUUUUCUGCCCGUCGCAGUUCAAGGACAAUAUCAUCUUACUGGUUCUGAAGGUCCAAUAGAGGCACAAGUGGGAUCCAACGUUGUUCUACCAUGCAAUGUGGAGCCCCCAGUUGACAUGAGAGAUGGAAUAGUUGAGUGGAUGUUCAACUUCAGUAAAAUUGUACACUUGUUUCGCCAAGAAGCUGAUGACCGAGAAUCUCAAGACGAAAGCUACAAAGAUCGAACCAUUCUGAACCAUAAAAUGCUGGAACACGGUGACGUUUCCCUCAAGUUGGCCAAGGUAACGAAGAACGAUGCUGGGAUUUACACGUGUAUUGUUCUCCAUCGGCCUGUUCUCUCAGAUGAGAGAAAUAUUAUUCUGCUUGUUGUUGAUGGAGAAGAAAACCCUAACCGACAUUCUGGAGGUGGAAAAGGAGAUAAUAACAAUGGAGAUGAUCCUGCAGUUAUUGGUGUUGUUGUUGGUGGUGGUGGUGUUGUAUUACUCAUCAUCAUCAUCUCCAUCAUAAUCUGUGUUGUUCGUCGCCGCAGACUUAAACAAAUUUUUCAACGCUGGAGCAACAACUCUCGAAAUGAAGAAGUGAUAAAUGAUGAAGAGAUGGAAAUAGAACAAUUACAGAGUAAUAACUUUUAUUAAUUAUUGACUUUUUUUAUUUUCCUGCUCAUUGAUAAACUAAACUAAGGACUGUAGUCACUGAACAUCACAGCUGAACAUCAAACCAGGAAACUGAACUUCUUGUUGGUGACUGAUUGAUGAUAAUUUUCUUUUGAAAAACAAAAAAUGACAGUUUUCUGUUUUUAUUCAAGCCGUCUUAAUAACGUAAAGAUUGUGUUUAUAAUUAACUUUGCCACUUGAUUGGUGAUGAGUCACCAUGGAGGAAAUACAAACCAUACAAACACAAGAUAUAGAAAUA
Gambusia affinis (western mosquitofish) is the source of this 1291-nucleotide messenger RNA. RefSeq names its product selection and upkeep of intraepithelial T-cells protein 4-like. The record is from RefSeq and is a predicted model, not a curated record. Bases 319 to 1014 code for a protein of 231 amino acids. The transcript is spliced from 6 exons. NCBI's taxonomy places the organism in Eukaryota, Metazoa, Chordata, Actinopteri, Cyprinodontiformes, Poeciliidae.